UCAAACCGUAAACCGCCCACCCGUAAAUUGGCGGGAAAAAAACUAAAUCGUACGGCAACUUCAAUUCUCAUGCAAUCCUCCCUCUACGCAGCUUCCAAUUCUCACCAUUACCAGAAUCCAUGGAGAAUUCCAGAAACCCCAUUAACAACCCCGAAAUUUGCCCCAAAGAACACCAAGAAAACCGGCUUCAGAACUCGCCAUAUAGCCAGUUCUUUCAGGACGUCGCUUGGUUACGACUCGCAAGAAAGCGUCGGCAAAGAACCGGGACCUCGGCUUCCGGUGGCGAUUCAGCGUUCGGGGAAGGUUUCAAGGUACUUCUGGGACGGGGAAAGUCUGCGGUUGGUCGGCGUCGAUGGCGGUGCGCCGUGGUUUAGUCUCGAUUUCGACGAUGGAGUUCGUAGCUUGGCUAGGGUUUGUGGUUUGGCGGUAAGGAAUUUCUUUGUGCCCAAGAAAGUUAGUGAGAAUUACAUGAAUUACGUGAAAUGGAAGUUCUUGCACCGGGUUUUCAGCUCGGCGCUCCAGGUCCUUGCCACUCAGGCAAUGUUUCGAGCAAUUGGAUUUGGAUAUUCUCGUUCACUUCCAUCAGCUGCUGCUCUGAACUGGGUCCUCAAGGAUGGACUUGGACGGCUUAGUAGAUGCAUCUACACGGCUAGCCUAGCAUCUGCUUUCGAUACCAAUUUGAAGAGAGUUAGGUUUUCCACCUCCGUUCUCUUCAGUUUGAGCAUUGGAGUUGAGCUGCUAACUCCUGCAUUUCCCAAGUACUUUUUGCUUCUUGCAACCAUGGCCAACAUUGCAAAACAAAUAAGCUUGGCUUGCUACUUAGCGACUGGUUCUGCUGUUCAUCGAAGCUUUGCAGUAGCAGAUAACCUAGGGGAAGUAUCAGCUAAAGCGCAGAUUCAAACCGUGUGCUUUGAUAACCUUGGCCUUCUGCUUGCUGCGCUACUGAACUUUGUAUUCAAGAACAAUCAAAGAUUGCAAGCAGGUCUACCCUUUGUUAUAUACCCAAUAUUUUCAGCUUUUGAUCUCUUUGGAAUAUAUCAAGGGCUUAAGCAUGUCCACCUGCAAACAUUAACCAAGGAUAGAAUUGAGAUCAUACUAAAUACUUGGAUUGAGUUGGGAUAUGUGCCUUCUCCUGCAGAAGUGAGCAAACAGGAAGGUAUUGAUUUCCCUUGGACAAAAGGCAAACAUGUGUGGCCCAUCAGAAUAGGGUGCCUUAAUCCCAAGGCCCACUUUUCAAAAUUGUCAAUGAUGGCAAUGCAAUCAUUAAGUGGUGAGGACUACUACUUCCUAUCCAUGGAAGAAAUUUACUCUGGAAUUCCUAGAAGAAAGCAGCAUGGUAUUCUUCUUUGUCUACGAGAAGGAGCUGACACUGCCAACAUUACUACCGGUUUGUUGCAGGCAUGUUACAUUCGCAAAGCUCUUCACUUGAACAGAACUAGGUGGGAAAAUUUGUUAGAGGCUAGAGGUUUUCUCGACUCAGUUCUCACCGAGUGGUUUAAACUACUUGAGGAGUGCAAGAGACGUGCACAAGAUGAUUUGUGCAUAUUAAAUGAGCAGAUAUUGGGACAGGGAUGGGCUGCAAAGAACAUUUUAUUGAAUACAAAGGAACAGACUCGAUACAGCUUCAUAGAUGACUGAAAACUUUUGGAGGUUCUGGUGAGUUCUCUCUACAAUAAAGAAUUUUGGGGAUCACUUGUUUUCAGAAGCUAACGAUUCUUGUUUAUUGAUGCAUGCGCUUCUUAAAAGCCGGAAAGGCAGCGAUAACAGUUUGUGGACUCAUAUAUUUACAUGUAUUUACAUCAUAUCCUACUCCGAGUUGGCAAUGAUCAACCAAUUUCGAAGUUCUAACAAUAAUAUUUUGACCAGAUUCUUUUAGGAGAAACAGACCUGAGUUUGCAGUUAUCUUCUCCAAGAAAAAGAGAAAUCUUCAGGACUGAUUUAACAGAUUUUCAUUCUUCUAAGUAUAUGAGAAGCAA
Messenger RNA from Morus notabilis, 1976 nucleotides. RefSeq names its product protein root UVB sensitive 4. The transcript has 10 exons. Bases 70 to 1638 code for a protein of 522 amino acids. The record is from RefSeq and is a predicted model, not a curated record. Lineage: Eukaryota; Viridiplantae; Streptophyta; Magnoliopsida; Rosales; Moraceae.